Suillus subaureus is the source of this 408-nucleotide messenger RNA. RefSeq lists its product as uncharacterized. Bases 1 to 408 code for a protein of 135 amino acids. Lineage: Eukaryota; Fungi; Basidiomycota; Agaricomycetes; Boletales; Suillaceae. The record is from RefSeq and is a predicted model, not a curated record. The transcript is spliced from 3 exons.
AUGAGGGCAGAUGGUGGUUCUGAGGGUGUUAAGCUACCCUUGACAAGUAAGGAUUGUGAGAGGAGUUGGGUAGAGACAGUCUCAAAAAUAGAUAUGGAUGGCAAUAAAAUUAACAUGAGGAAUGCUUGCAUCUCAUCCCUAAUUGCCUUUCUCAUCGCCAUGAGUUUUUGGUUGUCAGUGGCAAAGGUGGCAAUAUGCUCUUCCAUUGACAAAGUGUUAGCAUACUUCCACUGCAUCAUGCUCCUGAGUGUGAAAAAUGUGUUUAGCCCUGGAUUGGUGCCUUGGUGUCAGAGAGUUGAUGCAGUUGAGAGUGCAGAGGAUGAGGGAGUAGUGGCUGAAGUGGACAAGGCAGUGGCAACAGCAGACUACUGGAUAGUGGAGGGUGCACUGGCUGGUGUUAUAAACUAG